AUUCAGUUAAACAUGGGGACUCAGCAUGCCGCUGGAAACAGAGAAGGAACAUUCAGGAAGACUUUGGCCUCUGCUGCAGAUGCUUCCUUUGCACGCAAAAUCUUUCUUUUUGUAUUGCAUUAAAUCUUUCAAAUCCAAACUGUUAUGUAAAAUAAUCCUAACAAAAAGCUGGUCCUUUUUGUUCUUUGGUGUUUUUAUUGGAGCACAUAUGAUGAUGUGUAACACCCCUCGUUUUUCACGCUGUCCAAUAAUCCCCUCCAAUUGAAAUGCGGUCGGCCCGCCCCUGUUGGCUCUAUUGUGAAUCCUCGUUGAGCUGGAGAGCGCUCUUCUUCCAUCCUCUGGCACCACGGCGGCGCGCCACGACCGGAGCAGCAGACGGAGCCGCGCGCCUUUGAGGAUGCUCGACCGUCAAACCGCGGUUUCUGACUGAGUAACAAGCCUGCUGUCCAGUCGCCACCAUGAUCGCCACGGGUGGCCUGCUGCGCAUGAACAGGCGCCAGGAUUCUCUCCGAUCCAAGAAUCGAGCAGAAAACAAACGGAAGAGGAAAUCCAAGAAGAAAAAGAAGAACGACGUGGUGGUGGUGAAGGGCAAGCUGAACCUCUGCUCCCCGGCCGGUUUGGUGGCUGCUGUUGGCGUUGUGAUUCUCAUGGUUGGGGUCUCAAUGGCGGUUCUGGGUUACUGGCCCAGUCAGAACCAGCAGGAGUACCAGGAGCGCCGUAGAAUGGGGGCGUUCCAAGGCAGCAGGAUGAGCUACUCCAGAAGUCCGCCUGUUUCCUCCAACGUGACCCAUGAUAAGCUUCUUUCCAGUCAAGCCGAUGGACUGAACCACAGUCACUCUAACAGCAGCACCUCGGACCCCUCCCCUAACUGUGGCUUCUUCUGUGACUUCCUGGAUAAGUACCUGUACUCAGACAAUCUGAAGGUCUUUGGCCCGCUGGUGAUGGGCAUCGGCAUUUUUCUCUUUAUCUGUGCCAACGCAGUCCUUCAUGAGAAUCGGGAUAAGAAAACGAAAAUCAUUAACCUGAGGGACAUCUACUCCACGGUGAUAGACCUCCACAGCAUUCGGUCAAAGGAGUACUCGCCCCUCAAUGGUCUGGUGAACUACACUCAGUCCAGGAGUGCUGAGGGGCCGCCGGCACCAGUCCCAGCCAGCGGGAUGCUCACACGCAGCUCCUGGCCGUCCACCGGACUCAACCCAAGGGGCGAGUCAAACUCAGAUGCGCUCUUCAGACGCUCCUCGCUGGCCAGCAGGCCGCGUAGCUGGUCCAGAGAUGUCCAGACCUUCACAGACACUGUCUACAGCAUCUACAAAGACUACAGCAAUAGCGGCGAGCAGACUCCCCAGCCUCGGCAGUGGGACACCACCUCCAUCGUAACCUCCUCUGUGAACGCUUUCACCCUCCCUGUAAUUAAACUCAACAACUGUGAGGUGGAGGAGUCGGAGAGGGCGGAGACAGAGGGACGCUCACAGGAGGUCGCCGUUUUGGAGGUCGCUGCUGAAAAUGUGAGAGAAGACGAGCCGGCGAGCGGCAGACAGACUGAUGACGGGCAGAAGGAAGCAACCAUGAUUUGUUCCCCACCUUCAGAUCAGAGCCAUGAGGACACGACCACAGAGACGCUCCCUCAGCAGGAGGCGCCGCAGGCUCCGCCUCAGUGGACCCAGCUGUGUCCCCCAGCACCUGCUGCCGCGGCGAUGGGGUCAAACACGUCACUCCACUCACUCACAGAUCACCCCAGGCCUGCACGCCGCUGCAGCCUUAAUGCGUCCGGGGGUCGUCAAGGUGACAGAGCCAGGCGUUUCAGCUGCCCCCGUCUGGAGCGCUCCAACAGCAAGGGCUACAUCAAACUGACUGACCUAGGGGGAGAGUCCUUUGAAGCCUCCGACUCUUCUUUGGUGGCCACAGAUCAGGAAGUAGAAAAGGACGCUGCAGCAGUGGUGGCGGCGGCACAGGAAGGAGCACAGGGAGAGGACGACCUGCGGACGCCCAGUAGCUCCGCAGCAUCCUAGGCUUUUCUUUUCUAGCAGACACAAAUCUGAGGUCUGGUUCUUAGCUUCGGUCCUUCCUCUGCAAUUGUUGACGACAAACUGAUCUUCGCAAAGGAAGAAGGAAGAGGAGGCAGUGAAGGACAACUGAAACAUAGCCAUGAGCACUCGUGAGCAGUGCUCAGUAUCUACAAACACCCACUGCUCGACAUCCUGUUGUAAUAUUUUCUAUAUUUUCCAUGUAGCAGGAGCAAUACAAAAGACUUGAAAGGAGUUUUAGUAGAGAUUUGUAUAAAAAGAAAACACGAUGAGUUUUAUUUUCUUUUGUACAAGUCUGGAGCAGACAUUGUAGCUUGUACAAUAACCAAAAGUGUCACUGAGAUCUUCUGUCCAACAUGUUGUCCUGUAGCAUUCAGACAUGCCACAGAAAAAGAACUAGUCUAGAGUUGUUUCUCCAAGUUGUUCCGUGAAGACCAUGUGGAUAGGUGAACAGAAUCUCAGGUAGACGUUUGGUUUAGGAACGAGACCUUAUGGACAAGGCCUUCCCUAUGUGCACACGUGUUCAUAUGAAACAUGUACGGUUAAAUAAAUCUGACUGUAACGCC
Oryzias melastigma (Indian medaka) is the source of this 2590-nucleotide messenger RNA. RefSeq names its product transmembrane protein 200C. The transcript has 2 exons. The coding region runs from base 459 to 2009 and encodes 516 amino acids. The record is from RefSeq and is a predicted model, not a curated record. NCBI's taxonomy places the organism in Eukaryota, Metazoa, Chordata, Actinopteri, Beloniformes, Adrianichthyidae.